AUGAGUACAUACUAUACGUCAUUGAAACACAAUCACAACAACUGUGGCCAGAAUAGAAAAGGAUUGGGGCAUGCCUUGUCUAACUCAUUACAACUUUUUGAUUUUGUUUACAAUGGGCUACGUAGGACGUAUGUUGAUGCUGGUGGAAAUAUUGAAACUUUGGAAGUCCAGGAACCACCAGAUAUCAAUUUCAAUGAACUAUUUCUUGACGUCUCGUUUCUCAUGAGGGGAAACCUUAUCAAUAAAGUGAAUCCUGAUGAGUUUCCAUCUUGGGACACUGCCAAUGAGUUGUUCAAAAAUGCUCUCGAUAUUGUUGGAAUUGACAAUCAAGUAAUGAAGAUCAAAUCCACAUACAAUUUUAUGAAAGAGACUUAUGAUAAUGACUGUAUUGUGUCUCUUGAAAAUAUUGAAACCAGGCUUGAGGUAAUUCGAUUGUUCUUACUCUUUGCAAUUGGAAGAUUACAUGGUGGAGACGUUGUCUCAGAUCAAUAUCCCGGUCUUUCUUAUUUCCGUCUCGUGUUCUCGUUACUUCAAGAUUACUAUGGAGCUCCAACUCUUGCAUAUGUGGAAUGUCUUCACCUAGUGACCAUAUACCUGAUUGGACUCAACAAACUUGAUUUUGCAUAUAUGUAUUCAGGAAAUGCGGUGAGAGUAGCGAGCCUGCUUCGCCUGAACAUGAUUACAACAUAUGAGGACAAUCAUUCACAGAUUGAAAAGGAACGUAUGAAAAGAUUAUGGUGGUCGGUUACCAAUGUGGACUUCUUUGCAGCAUCUUGCCUGGGAACGCCCGCAUUACUUCCAAUUGAGGUGGUCCCGGACAUUGAUCUCCCCGAAGAUGGGAAGUAUGGUGGGGAGUUACCCACAUCAUUCUUUUUGAAAGAAAAGAUUGUUUUAACGAAAUUGAAACAGAAAAUUCUUACCUGCGCCUCUAUCAACUCUAGAAAUGGGCUUGUUGCAAAUAUUGACGAUAUCUUAGAAAGCUUGUGUGAACGCUCCCGUUCGAUCACUUCGGAAACUUCAAAGAUGUUACAUUUCGACGACAAAAAGUUAUUUUGGCGCCUCUUGUUUGCAUUAGUUUUUCGUCUAAAUGAAUGCAUUAUCUUAGUCACCAUUCAAUCAUUUCUAAGAAAUAUCCAGCCACAAACUACCCGUACGAUUUCCGACAAAAAUUCCACAAAUUCUCCCACAUCGUCAAACUCUUUGGAUUUUAAGUUGAGCAACAUGUGCCUGGCUGCUGCAAUUUCUAACAUUCGUGUCUACAAACUUCUUUCAUCAAGGGGUGAUGUUUCAUUUUUUGGAUUCAUAGAUUCCAACUUUCUCUUUCUUUCCGCUAUUGUUCUCAUGCUUACAGAGUAUCUUGACGAUAACCUAAAAUCAAGAAAUACUAGUUUGCUACUCAAUGACUGCACAACUAUCUUUCGCGAUUUGACAAAUAGUGGGAGUGUUACCGCUAAUGAUCAUCUCAUCAGAUUGCAAAAGUUGCGAAUUCUUUUACUACAAUUGAAUUAUACGCUGGAGCACCCAACUACUGGUAAAGAGAGUAUUAUCACUGUUGGUGCUAGAAAAGAUGUAUGCGAUGAUUUCGAUAAUUCUGCGUUUGACUAUCAAAGUUUUGAACAUUUCAAACUGAUAGAAAACAUAGCACUUGAGAAGCUAAGGUGA
Ogataea philodendri is the source of this 1662-nucleotide messenger RNA. RefSeq lists its product as uncharacterized. Gene Ontology annotation, molecular function: zinc ion binding; DNA binding. The record is from RefSeq and is a predicted model, not a curated record. Gene Ontology annotation, biological process: DNA-templated transcription. Lineage: Eukaryota; Fungi; Ascomycota; Pichiomycetes; Pichiales; Pichiaceae. The transcript has a single exon. The coding region runs from base 1 to 1662 and encodes 553 amino acids.